Fusarium pseudograminearum CS3096 is the source of this 2748-nucleotide messenger RNA. RefSeq lists its product as uncharacterized. The transcript is spliced from 5 exons. Gene Ontology annotation, biological process: chiasma assembly; mismatch repair. Lineage: Eukaryota; Fungi; Ascomycota; Sordariomycetes; Hypocreales; Nectriaceae. Gene Ontology annotation, molecular function: mismatched DNA binding; ATP-dependent DNA damage sensor activity; ATP binding. The record is from RefSeq and is a predicted model, not a curated record. The coding region runs from base 1 to 2748 and encodes 915 amino acids. Gene Ontology annotation, cellular component: nucleus.
AUGCCCAGAACGUCAGGUUCGAGUUCUUCUAGCUCCAGCGGCCGAGCCCGUGGUUGGGGUCGAGGUCGUAGAGCUCGGGGAGGACAUGCCUCCACGCGUAGGAAUACACGAAAUUCAUCUUCUCAGUCUGGUUCUUCGCUACGCUCGAGUCCCAAUGGCUACAAUCUAACUCGCCAUUACUCAGCUAGACCCGAACUAUACAUUCCCCACGAAGAAGAAAAUCCUCGAAGUAGCUGCGAGCCUGUCCAGCAUGAAGUAGUCAUGGCCAUGGACAUGAAAGACGAUUUUACAAUCGGGUGUGCAUAUUUUUCCACUACAGAUGGAAUCCUCCAAGUUUCGGAAGACAUUUCUGCAGCUUCCUUGGACAUUGCGGGACAGUUUCUCAUCCAUGCUCAACCAAAUAGUCUUCUUGUGUCGGCAAGGGCACCCUCUUCCGAGUUCUCGAUUGAAACGGCACAUGAGCGGCUCGUGGGUUUGAACUCUCAAGCCUUAUCAUCUACUGGUAUCGUGUUCUCAACCGGUAUGGAAGAUGAUGCCAACGAAGAAUCAAUACCGGGACAUCCGUUGCCCGAAUCGUGUGCGUUCCGGUCACUUCGAUACGGAGGGUGUAUAAAUAUGAACAGUCCUGUCUCAGUAGGAUGUGCUGGCGCCCUGCUGGGUGAUAUUCUUCGUCGAAGAUCUGCUGGCUUUCUCCCUGACGGGCAGGUAGCGGGUGUUCUCUUCCGUGUUGCUGACAUCCGCAUGUUCUCACUCUCGUCAUAUAUGUACAUUAGUAACGAUACUCUUUUGUCAUUACAAAUCCUCCAAACUGAAAUGCACCCCAACAGUCAGGCAUGGGGAUCAGAUGCAAAUCAAAGCAAUUCAAAAGAGAGUCUUUCGGUUUAUGGCCUGUUUCAACAUCUAGCUUCUACACCACAGGGCCGUACACAAUUGCGUCGAAUAUUUCUCCGGCCCUUGCUAGACAUCAACAUCAUUUCAGAACGGCAAAGGUCCAUUGCCGUAUUACUGCAACCUGAGAAUGCCGAUAAACUGCCACAGCUGACAUCAACUCUCCGCAAGAUCCGUAAUUUGCACACCACGUUCGCGCAGCUCCGAAAAGGCAUUGAGUUCCCUUCUGCUGGGCAGUCUUUCGAUAAAGGAGUAUGGGGAACUAUCCACAGGUUUACGACCCACGCCCUGACGCUGAGGGAACUCAUAGCAUCACUCAAUGGUGGUUCCGAUGUCGUUCUAUUCAAGCAAGCAAUUGAAGGUAUCCAGCCGCCUGGUCUGGUGGCUGUUAAGGGAAUGAUCGAUAAAACAAUCGACUUUGAGCAAUCCAAGGCACGUCGUCGAUCGUCAGUCAAGGUCGGGAUCGACCCUCAGCUAGACGAACUUAAACGACAAUACGAUGGCAUGGAUAGCUUCUUGACAGAGGUCAUCAACCACGUACAUCGUGAAUUGCCGGACUGGGCACGCAAGUAUGUACAAUCGUGCAUUUUCUUACCCCAAAUCGGGUUUCUCACAGUAGUGGAACCAAACCCUGAUACAGGGAAUGGGCUUUACGAGGGAGAAGGCACUACUCUCGAAGAAUGGGAGAAGCUGUUCAAUACGGACGGUGCAGCAUGCUACAAGAACAGCUACAUGCGAGAGCUGGAUGAAGAAUAUGGAGACAUGUACUGCCAAAUCGGGGAUCGAGAAGUAGAGAUCAUACAUGGGCUGGUCAGCAGAGUGCUAAAGCAUGAGGAACCUUUGCUUUCAGCAUCAGACAUGUGCGGCGAGUUUGAUGCAAUACUUGCACUGGCUCUUGGUGCUGAAAAGUACAAUUGGCGGGGACCGCAGGUCGUGGAAGAAAGCGUAAUCCACAUCGAAGAAGGUCGUCACCCUUUACAGGAGCUUGUUGUACCGGCUUUCGUCCCAAACUCCUGCCACCUCUUUGCAGGGCCACGACGCACUCCAGAAGUGCAAGAUGACUCGCCCCAGGCUAUAAUCCUGACAGGCCCAAACCACUCAGGCAAGAGCGUGUAUUUGAAACAAACGGCUAUUAUUGUGUAUCUUGCUCACAUCGGCAGCUUUGUACCAGCCACUCAGGCUAUCGUUGGGCUUACAGAGAGUAUUCUUACCUGCAUUUCACCUCGAGAAAGUAUGUCUGGGGGCGAAAGUGCAUUUGCGAGGGACAUGAAACAAGCCGCUUUGUCGAUUAAGACAUCUUCACCAAGAAGUAUCGUCCUUGUAGAUGAAUUUGGCAAGGGAACGAAUGGUGAUGACGGUGCGGCUUUGCUGGCUGCAUUGCUGGACCACUACCUUUCACUUGAGUCCGACUGUCCCCGUCUUCUUGCGGCGACGCACUUUCACGAAGUGUUCGAGAAUAACUAUUUGGCGCACCAUAGCAGCUUCAAGAUUGCGCAUAUGAAUGUAAGACUGGAACAGGAGGCCUCGCUUGUAGACGACCAAGUCACUUACCUGUUCAACCUUGAGUAUGGCCACAAUACUUCCAGCUAUGGGGGUAGGUGUGCAGCUCUGAAUGGUGUACCGGGCUCAGUUGUCGACCGUGCUGAAAACGUUUCCCAACUGCUUGCCCGCAAUGAAGACUUGGGUGCGGUUUGUGCUCGUCUAUCUCCAAUGGAUGAGGAUGUCUUAGAGAAAGCAGAAUUGACGGCGCGGCUCUUUCUCGCCCGAUCAUUCGAUGAUGAGGAUGAAGAUAUAUCGAGCGAGGCUGGAGAAAACACCAGAGAUCCUGCCAGGGAUAUACUGGAAUCUAUCCUUUCUUGA